AUGAAGUACAAAGAAAGUGGCCAGCAUAUUAGAAGGAUACUAAAUGACCUGGCAGAAAUGAGCAACGACACAAGUGCUUGCUUUAGUGCAGGGCCUGUGGACUCUGAUAAUCUACUCUCUUGGAAAGCCACUAUCUUUGGGCCAGAGGGGACUCCGUACGAAGGAGGCUCUUUUGAGUUUGAUAUUGUGUUUCCGCUGAACUACCCGUACGCACCCCCCAAGGUCCGGGUGUGCACGAAGAUAUUUCACUGCAACAUAAAAGACACGUAUAUCUGCCUGGACAUCAUAGGGAAAGAGUGGUCUUCGGCGCUGACUAUAUCAAAGGUCCUUCUUUCAAUAACUUCUUUGCUGGCAGAUCCGAAUCCGUCGGAUCCUUUGGACACAAAUAUUGCAAAGCUUUAUAUAGAAAACCGGGCUGAGUACAUGAGAAUAGCCCGGGAGUGGACACAGAAGUAUGCUAUGCUAUAG
Molecule: messenger RNA, 468 nt
Organism: Nematocida major
Lineage: Eukaryota; Fungi; Microsporidia
Product: ubiquitin-conjugating enzyme E2 D
Exons: 1
Coding region: 1-468 (155 amino acids)
Source: RefSeq, a predicted model, not a curated record